AUGCCUGUCACGGCCACUUCUGGCGCACGCCUGGUGCCUAGCAGCUCUCCAGAUACUUUCCAGCAGACUCCCAGUUCUCCGGCAGCUAUUUCGGUCCAAGACUGUUGCCCCGCCUCCCCGUGCUGCAUCGCCACGUCGAGGCCCAGACUCGAAGGCAUGGCCCGCUCCGGCUCGUUGCUCCUCGCCUGCGCCCUCGCAGCGGCCGCGUUUGCGUACCUCGGCCUGCAGUCUCUGUCGUUUGUCGGCGCUUCGCAGACACGGGGGCUGCGAUCCUCGGCUCCGUCGGUCGAGAGGGCGGGCUACGGCGGGGCUCCCGGUGGCAAGCCCUUCUGGGCCCAGUGGGAGAAAGGAGAUUACUACCUGAAGCCUCCUCCAGGCACCCUGCAGGGGUUCGAGUACGGGCGGAACCAGCUGGCGGAUGGGCGCACCGCGGGUGAUGAGAAGAAAACUAGCAGCGGUGGAUCGGACAUCUCGAUCGUUGUUCUUUUGACCGUCUUCUUCUUCGCCUCGGUCUACGCGAACGACAGCGGCUUCUUCAACCCCUGA
Molecule: messenger RNA, 546 nt
Organism: Prorocentrum cordatum
Lineage: Eukaryota; Dinophyceae; Prorocentrales; Prorocentraceae
Source: the annotation of a GenBank genome assembly